This is a messenger RNA of Vitis riparia (riverbank grape), 751 nucleotides long. Its product is annotated as lamin-like protein. Bases 50 to 556 code for a protein of 168 amino acids. Gene Ontology annotation, molecular function: electron transfer activity. The transcript is spliced from 2 exons. Gene Ontology annotation, cellular component: plasma membrane. NCBI's taxonomy places the organism in Eukaryota, Viridiplantae, Streptophyta, Magnoliopsida, Vitales, Vitaceae. The record is from RefSeq and is a predicted model, not a curated record.
CUAUCAAGUCAGUCACAAACCAAAGCCACUCAGAGAGUAAAGAACAGCCAUGUCCCUCAUCUUCCUCCUCCUCAUCUCGGCCGCCGCCACCAUCUCCUCCGUCACCGCCACCGACCAUAUUGUCGGUGCCAACCGCGGCUGGAACCCCGGCAUUAACUACACUCUCUGGGCCAACAACCAUACCUUCUACGUCAACGACCUCAUCUCUUUUAGGUACCAGAAGAAUCAGUACAAUGUGUUCGAAGUGAACCAGACCGGCUACGACAACUGUACAACAGACAGCGCCACCGGAAACUGGAGCUCCGGCAAGGACUUCAUCCUUCUAGAUAAGGCCAAGAGGUACUAUUUCAUAUGUGGAAAUGGGGGUUGCUUCACUGGGAUGAAGGUGUCUGUGCUUGUGCACCCGCUUCCUACGCCGCCAUCGGCCUCCACCACUGCUGCUGAGAUUUCCAAACCGAAUUCGGAGGCGGCGCGUGCUCCGAGGUCUGGAUCAGUGGCGUUUGUGGGUCUGGUGCUUUGGAUUGGUUGGAUCUGGUUGGGAUCUGGCUGGAUCUAGCUGUCUGGGUUUGUUUGGUUUUCUUCUCAAGCACAUUAAAUAUGCUUUUUUUUUUUUUUCUUAAAUUAUGAUUAUUAUUAUUCAGUUUUUUUUGGUGGGUGAGCAUUGAUUGUGAUUCGUUGAAGUUGAUUAAUGUAGUGAUGAACUUGCAAUUGUCUUUUGAUUUUAAUGCAAAUGAACUUAAAAGUGACCUAA